AUGGCAUCUGAUUUUCCAGUGACUGGUUCCUUGGUGAUAGCAGACUAUGUGGUGCUUUCUCUCACACUGGUGGUGUCUGUUGGCAUUGGAGUCUUCCACGGCUGGGUCAGCAGGAAGAAAGAAAGCUCCAGGGACUUUCUUACAGGAGGACAGAAGAUGACGGCUAUUCCUAUGUCGUUGUCUCUGACCGCCACCUUCAUGUCAUCCAUCACGGUGCUGUCCCAACCAGCUGAGGUAUACUGCUUUGGAGCCAUCAUUGCACUUUUCGGUAUAGCCUAUACGGUGUCUACAGUGCUCACAUCAGAGAUCUUUCUCCCAGUCUUCUAUCGGCUGAACAUCACCAGCACAUAUGAGUAUCUGGAGCUACGUUUUAACAGAGCUGCCCGUCUGGUGGGAACUGUGUUCUUCAUGAUUUACUAUAUCCUUUACAUUGGCAUCAUCAUUUAUAGUCCAGCUAUAGUUAUAAGCCAAGUUUCUGAUCUUGGUCUGUGGUGGGGGAUUAUUUCAACCGGGAUUGUCUGUACCUUUUAUUGCACACUGGGUGGACUGAAGGCUGUGGUUUGGACUGAUGUAUUCCAGAUGGGCAUAAUGCUGGCAGGCUUCCUGUCCGUCAUCAUAAAGUCAGUGCUUGUACAAGGUGGAGUCAGUACUAUUAUUUCAGAUGCACAGCAAGGAGGGAGACUCAACUUUUGGGACUUCGACAUGAACCCUGUGAGGAAAUACACCUUUUGGACCCUAGUAGUUGGUGGCUCGUUUUUCUGGCUUGGUUCAUUUGGUAUCCACCAGGCCCAAGUUCAGAGAUACGUCUCCUGCAAGACCAUCACUCAUGCUCGAGUAGCUUUGUACAUCAGCCUUUUAGGUGUGUGUUCAAUCCUGGCAUGUGCAGUGUUUGCAGGAAUGUGCCUGUACUCAAUGUAUAAGGACUGUGAUCCAUGGACAGCUGGAUGGAUCUCUGCCACCGAUCAGCUGAUGCCAUAUUUGGUGAUGGAUGUUUUGAUGGGCUGUCCUGGCCUUCCUGGACUAUUUUUUGCAGCAGUAUAUAGCGGCAGUCUCAGCACAGUAUCAACUGGCAUCAAUGCAAUGGCUGCAGUGACACUGGAGGAUUUGAUCAAACCAUACACAAAUAUGUCAGAGAAACAUCUCCACUGGGUCUCUAAAGGAUUAACUUUCUUCUAUGGGGUUUUAUGCACUUGCGUGGCUGCACUGGCCUCAGUCAUGGGAGGGAUAAUGCAAGCAUCUAUGACUAUGAGUGGGAUUCUUUGCAGCCCUUUUCUUGGUGUUUUCCUACUGGGGUUCCUCUGUCCCUUUGCAAAUUCCAAAGGAGCUUUGUGUGGUCUUGCAUCCGGGUUUGCUAUGGGUUCAUAUAUGGGCGCGUUAUCCCUGUUAUACCCUACUUCUCCUGAGGUGAACCGACGUCUACCUCUAAGCACUAAGGGCUGUAACUUCACCACUGAGACCUUGUUGAAUUGGACCACCACUGCUCUGCCUACAGAGCUGAGCUACAUCACCUCAGCUCCAGGACUGACCAGCGGUGUUGAGAAUCCUGUGGCAAAUAAUGGCUCCUGUCCUUCUUUCCUUUACUUCUGUCCAAUUGGAGCUCUAACAACCUUCACUGUAGGAGUGGUAGUUAGUUUGUUAACAGGAGGCUACAGGAAAAAAACAGCAACUAACCUUAUACUACUGAAGGAAGACACAACUCUCUAUUAUCUAUUGAAGUACAUCAAGAGCAAAGUAAGUGCUAACCAGUGCAUGUGUAAGCUCUUAACUAAUAAAACCACUUAAUUUCUCUCCAGUCCUCCUUCUUGAGGUCAUGAUAAAAAAAAGAAAAAGGAAAUCCGGUUAUCACUGAC
Messenger RNA from Sphaeramia orbicularis (orbiculate cardinalfish), 1850 nucleotides. RefSeq names its product sodium-coupled monocarboxylate transporter 1-like. The record is from RefSeq and is a predicted model, not a curated record. Bases 1 to 1782 code for a protein of 593 amino acids. Gene Ontology annotation, cellular component: extracellular exosome; membrane. Gene Ontology annotation, molecular function: organic acid:sodium symporter activity. Gene Ontology annotation, biological process: propanoate transmembrane transport; sodium ion transport. Lineage: Eukaryota; Metazoa; Chordata; Actinopteri; Kurtiformes; Apogonidae. The transcript has 16 exons.